Danio aesculapii is the source of this 6187-nucleotide messenger RNA. It is a transcript of the gene bicd2a, whose product is annotated as protein bicaudal D homolog 2. Bases 158 to 2578 code for a protein of 806 amino acids. The record is from RefSeq and is a predicted model, not a curated record. Lineage: Eukaryota; Metazoa; Chordata; Actinopteri; Cypriniformes; Danionidae. Gene Ontology annotation, cellular component: Golgi apparatus; cytosol. Gene Ontology annotation, biological process: regulation of microtubule cytoskeleton organization; microtubule anchoring at microtubule organizing center; protein localization to organelle. Gene Ontology annotation, molecular function: dynein complex binding; dynactin binding; cytoskeletal adaptor activity. The transcript is spliced from 10 exons.
CACAGAUCUUCGACUCUCCAUGUUAUUGAGGGGCGGCGGAGCGGAGUGCAGCGGUCGCUCUGCGGGAAUGGAGCUGCAGUAAGCGGGAUCCAGCACAGACUCCUCCGCGCCCCGGACACUCAGAAACACGCUGAUAAUGAGUCUGUGAGCGGUAAAGAUGUCUGCGGAGGAUGUGGAGCGGCUGUCCCGGGAGCUGGCGGAGACCACGCAGGAGAAGAUCCAGGCGGCGGAGUACGGGCUCGCGGUGCUGGAGGACAAACAGCGGCUCAAGCAGCAGUACGACGAGCUGGACGCCGAGUAUGAGAGCGUCCGCCGGGAGCUGGAGCAGCUCAGAGAGGCGUUCGGACAGGCUCAUUCCAACCACCGGAAGGUUGCGGCUGAUGGAGAAAGCCGUGAAGAGUCGCUCAUCCAGGAGUCUGCGUGUAAAGAAGCGUAUUACGAGCAGCGCGUGCAGGAGCUACAGACCGAACUCAGACAAACACGCAACAUCCUGACCAACGUCCAGUCGGAGAACGAACGGCUCGCUACCAUCACACUGGAGCUCAGAGAGAACAGUCAGAUGGUGGAGCUGCAGCGGUCUCGGCUGCGGGACGACAUCAAGGAGUUUAAGUUCAGAGAGUGUCGCCUGCUGCAGGACUACAGCGAGCUGGAGGAGGAGAACAUCACACUGCAGAAACACGUGUCUGUCCUCAAGCAGAGCCAGGUUGAGUUUGAGGGUCUGAAGCAUGAAAUCCGGCGUCUGGAGGAAGACACUCAGUUUCUGAACAGUCAGCUGGAGGACGCCAUCCGUCUGAAGGAGAUCGCCGAGAGACAGCUUGGAGAAGCUCUGGAGACCAUCAAGACUGAGAGAGAGCAGAAGGCGGCUCUGAGGAAGGAGCUGUCUCAGUACAUGAGCAUCAGUGACUCCAUGUACCACAGUCCUCUGAGCAUCUCUCUGGACGGCCUGAAGUUCAGCGACGACGCUUCCAUCGAGCCCAACAACGACGAGCCGCUGCACGUCUACGAGAACGGCUUCGAUAAAAUCACAGACAACAAUGACAACCGUGUCUCCACACCCAAGAAAAGCGAGCUCUUCCAGCCGUCCUCCAGUCUGGUGGACAACCUGCUGAACGAGCUGAACAUCUCCGAGAUCCAGAAGCUCAAACAGCAGCUGCUGCAGGUGGAGCGGGAGAAGGUGACUCUCCUGUCCACGCUGCAGGAGUCUCAGAAGCAGCUGGAGCAGGCCAACGGAGCUCUGUCUGAGGAACACGAGAAGGUCGGACGGCUCACUGAAAACCUCAACGCCAUCCGAAAACUCCAAGCCAAUAAAGAGCGCCAGUCCGCCCUCGAUAAUGAGAAGGAACGCGACAGCCAUGAGGACAUCGAAUACUACGAGGUGGACAUCAACGGCCCCGAGAUCCUCCAGUGCAAGUAUAAGGUCGCCGUUUCUGAAGCGAGUCAACUAAAGGAGGAGCUCAAAACACUCAAGGCGGAGCAUUCGGCCUGUCAGUCGCAGUAUCAGGAGGAGCGGGCGCAGCUGGAGAGCCAGGUCGCAUCUUUAAACGCACAGCUCACGUCUCUGGAGCGCAGCAGCCGGUCCGAGCGCGAGCAGCUAGCGCGGCUGGAGAAAGAGCUCCGACAGGCUAGCGAAGUGGCGGGAGAAUCCCAGGGCAGCCUUAACAUCGCGCAAGACGAGCUAGCCACCUUUAGCGAAGAACUAGCAAAUCUGUAUCACCACGUCUGCAUGUGUAACAACGAAACGCCCAACCGUAUCAUGCUGGAUUACUACCGCGAAGGUAAAGCUGGUGUUAACGGGACGCAGACCAACGGUUGGUGCAGUCCUGAUGGUCGCGGCCGGCGUUCUCCAAUCCUGCUAACCCGCGGGCUGUUUCCCACCGCUGAAUCCAGCGACGGCGCCUCAUCUCCCAUCUCCUCCAUCCCGUCCCCAGUGGCUGACCCACGCAAGGAGCCCAUGAACAUCUACAACCUGGUGGCCAUCAUCCGGGACCAGAUCCGGCACCUUCAGCUGGCCGUGGACCGCACCACGGAGCUGUCCCGCCAGCGCAUGGCCUCUCUGGAGCUGGGACUCGGGGCCGACCGCGAGCAGGAGGCCAGCGUGGAGGAAAUCCUCAAACUCAAAUCUCUGCUCAGCACCAAGAGGGAGCAGAUCGCCACGCUCAGAACCGUCCUGAAGGCAAACAAACAGACUGCUGAAGUGGCUCUGGCCAACCUGAAGAGCAAAUAUGAGAAUGAAAAGGCGAUGGUGACCGAAACCAUGAUGAAGCUUCGCAACGAACUCAAAGCACUGAAGGAGGACGCAGCCACGUUCUCUUCACUCAGAGCCAUGUUUGCUACACGUUGUGACGAAUACGUGACUCAACUGGACGAGAUGCAGAGACAGCUAGCAGCAGCGGAGGAUGAGAAGAAGACGCUUAACUCUCUGCUACGCAUGGCUAUCCAGCAGAAACUAGCGCUCACGCAGCGCCUGGAGGAUCUAGAGUUCGACCAUGAGCAAAUACGCCGGCCCGGAGCCAACGGGCGCUCCAGAAACACCGCGCCGCGCAUCAAAUCCAGCCAAACCCACUUACAUUCAGUCUGAAUCUGAUCUGGGAACUCCACGUUUCUGGACACUGGAUUGCCUUUACUUGUAAUCAUUGAAAACGCAAACAUUUUGUUAUAGUUACGUAUGCUUAUAUAAUGAGGAUAUUUAGGUUUUUAUGCACAUACGGGAAGCCAUUGGGUCACAAAGUCCUUCAAACCCGAGCUUGUAGUAAGACAAUGGGUUGAUGUUUUUUUUUUCGUCUAAACAUUGUCACGUUUUGAGGUUUUUGUAAUCAUUCCUAUUUUAAUAUAAGGUUAAACUGCUUUAUAUUAUGAUUAUUAUAUCAUUCUGUUGUUAGAGGUGUUCUGGUUUGUGAGUCGGUUCACGUUUUUACACUAAUAGUAUUGAAUAGUAUUCUUUACGUUGAUCACAUUAUCGUAACUUGCGCAAUUCAUAUCUACUGGUCAUCUUUAUGAAACGAUCCGUACGUGUUAUUCAUGUGUUCUACUGAAAUGUUUUUACGUUCGCUUUACUGCCAUCGCCGGCGUUCAGACGCUGAGCUUUUGUCUAUUUAUUAUUAUCAUUUUGUCUAUGUAAUACUGAAAGUUGAACGAAUAAAAAUAAUCAGACGUAAACCAGCAAAUUAAUAAAAAAAUAAGCGUAUUUAACACUGAAUUGAUUUUUAACGCCUUACAAUAAGGUCCAAAUAUCAGCAUUUAUGAAUCUAGGUUAGUUUCUUUUAUAUGCGAGUGUAUUAUUAUUGUGAAUUUUUUACAUUAGGGUUUCAUUUGUUAACAUGACUAAAUGCGUUAGCUAACAGGAACUAACAAGGAGCAAAAUAUUACGGUGUUUAAUUAUCUGUUAGCAAAAAUACAGUUCUUAAUUGUAUUAUUAGUAGUUGUUAAAAUUAGAUUAAUACUGUCGAAUUAUUGCUCAUCGUUAGUUGUCAAAUGUUAAUAAAUGAAACUUAAUUUCAAUGCUGGGUUCACACCGAAUGCCAAUUGUAGUGUUUGCGCAAUUAGAUUAUGUGAAUAUUAUUAGAUAGAUUAAUUAGAUAAUGUGAAAUGUGCGAUGCGUUUGCAGUAUCGUGCAAUUGCAUCUUCCAUGCAAGUUAAAAAACAUCCUAUGAGUAAUUUAGAGCAAUUUGGCGUUUGGUGUGACCACAGCAUAAAGUGUUACGUCACAUUCACACAGGGCGUCUGCAUUAACCCUUGGAGUGCGCGUGUUUGGUGUUUUACGUUGAAUUGAUUGUCAUGGUAACAACAGCUAAUCACAUCCAACUUCGACCGCAUCAAAAAAAAGGAACAUAAAAAAUAAUAGUAGUUGUUGUUGUGUUCAGAAAUGUAUUAUUUAUAUUUCUCAAGCAUGUUAGUAUGCUUUAUCAGUUUUUUUUGUUUUUUUUUGACGUACCAAUAUUCUCUGUUUUGCCGCAAACUUGAUUGGCUAGCGACUGCACUACACUAUUAUAUUUGCAUAUUAUCGAUCUGAAUGGCUGACGCAUGUUAGUGCGUAAAAAAAAAAACUUCGGAUGUUUUGUGUUGACGUGAUCGUCAUAGUAACAACAGCCAAUCAUAUCCAGCUUUGACUGCGUCACAAAAAAAGAACAUAAAAAUUAGCAGUAAUUGUUGUGUUCAGAAAUCGAUUAUUUAUAUUUCCUAAGCACGAUGGUAAGCUUUUCCUCCAUUUUUGUGACGUACGACUAUUCUCUGGUGUUUCGCAAACUUGAUUGGCUAGCGUCUUCACUAUUAUAUUUGGAUAUAUUGAUCUGAUUGGCAGACUUAUGUUAGUGCUUAAAAAUGUUCAACUACUGACGUUUUGCGUUGACGUGAUUUGUCAUAGUAAACUUUUUUUCAAUUUUUUUUUUGACAGAUGACUGAUCACUGGUGUUUUCGCGAACUUGAUUGGCUAGCGUCUUCUAUUAUAUUUGCAUUUGGCGAUCUGAUUGGCUGACGCAUGUUAGCGCUUAAAAAAUGUUCAACCUCUGACAUUUUUCGUUAACGUGAUCAUCAUAAUACGUUUUUCCUUCAUUUUUUUUUACGUACUGCUAUUCUCUAGUGUUGCGUUAACUUGAUUGGCUAGCAUCUUUACUAUUAUAUUUGCAUAUAACGAUCUGAUUGGCUGACACAUGUGUUAGUGCUUAAAAAAAAUUCAACUUCUGCCAUGACCAGUGGACCCAACGCAAAUCUGGUCAUAACUUAAGUAAAUAAGAAGUGUUAAUGUUGACACCCUGUGUGAAUGGCGCAUUAUCAAGCACAUUUUUUUUAACGUUGUAUAAAUAAACACUAGGUUAACGUGACGAAAUAUUGACGUUCUCGACAUGUUAACGAACUCUACCGCAUUGUAAGUGUUAGCCGUUUUUCUUUUCUUCAUUUCAAGCACCUUCGCUCGAGCUUUACGCGGAUCACUGACCUUCUGCAUUCUGUGCAAGCAAAAAUAAUUAAUUCCAAAUUGGAAUGCCGUCAUUCUCUCUCUCUAUUGUGCCAAGUGUCGGUACAAACGUUCGGUUGGUUCACGAAUCAGAAACGCUUCGUUCGAGGGUUCGCCCUGCUUUUCCGACCCUCCAUUCGGGUUCGUUUUUCGUUUGUGAUCUUCAUUCUGACCAUUAUAGUGCCUUUUUUUGUUGUCGUUCUGAUAACGAGAGAAUGAAUCCUUAGCUUAGCGUUUAGUUUUAGCAUUUUUUUCUGUUUCUCACUCCUUAAGGACGAAUAGCGGAUGAUGUUUCCGACUUAGCAGCAGCAAUAAGUACAGAAGACAUUCAUUCUGUUUUCAAGGGUGCGAAUCUUUAGAGAAAUAAAUCCCAUUGUGCUGAAUUCGUCAGGUCAGUGAUCCUAAUAGCAAAUUCAGGGGUUUUAGAACACGUUAUUUUUUUCGUCAAAAUGGUUUGGAAGGCAGAAUUGAUCAAGAAAAUGAACUGAGACACGAAACCGGUGUGUAUCUUAUGUUUUGUUUUUAGCGGUGUAGAAGAGCUGGUGUGAUAUUGAUAGUGUUGUUAAGAGUUGUGAGGGAGCUCGUGUCUUUUUAAAUGGUUUUGUUUUCUCUUUUUAUUUUCUACAUGGUUAUAUGAGCAUUACAACUUCAGGAAACAGAAAACGUGCUGCAUCAACAAGCCGACGCUGGCAUGAACGUCGCAUUGUGUUUGUUGAGGCGUAAAAAUUAUUAAAUGUGGUCGGCAAGAGAGGAAAAAACAAAAUGAAGUGCAAUUACAACCUGGAGUUGAGAUGGUAAAUGAGGUUUUCUGUUUGCUGGAAGUGAUGGCGUUGUGAUUAUUCAACUAGCUGUGGAAGCUUAUUAUCAGAGACUCUUAUUAUUAAUAUUAUUAUCAUUGUGUUCCAGUAUUGAUCUCUAAGGAUCUAUAAGUUUGAUACCUUUAUAUGAAACGAUGACACGCGUUUGUUUGUAUUGAUUUAAAUUGUGGUACUGAACUUUAUAAUGUGCAUUACUCCGUCAUAUGCAUGUUUCCGUCAGCUAUGAGACUUGUACACAGAACUGAAAACAAACUCAGAACUCCAAAGACUUGAAAAGGACAAAAAUGUUUAGUUUUGAAUGGAUUAGACCUUUUACACUUGAACUAACUCGAGUAUUGUUUUCUAGAGGUUUACCUGUCUGUGUAGGGGUAGUCAUGCUGGUUAAAGUCAGUAAAUACAAAAUAAAAGUCACUCAACGGUU